AUGGAUCAAAUAUUAAGUCCAGGUUUUUCAAUACCAAGUAUUGGUACUCCAUUACAUCAAAUGGAGGCAGAUCAACAAAUUGUUGCAAACCCUGUUUAUCAUCCCCCAACAUCAACACAACAUGCACACGAUACAAAUAUGCAGAAUGGACACGGGUUAUCAAGUAGCGGAAAUAAUAUAUUUGGUCAUGAUAUCAAUAAUAUAUCAUUGAUAGAUAAUGUUUCAUCCACAAAUAAUGGAAAUUCCAUGGGACAGCAUCAACCAUCAUUGCCGAUACCGCAGAAGCAAAUGCAAUCAUACCAGCCUUCGUACCAAAGCACAACAAGCAGCAUGGUGAACCCAGCGCCACAAAGUCAAAUGCAGCCUUUAACACCACAAUGCCUUAUGUCACCUAUGGUUCCUAUGGGUGAGAGAUCAGAUAAUGUGAACAGCAUACAUCAGGCGAUGGGUCCAGCCACUCCUAUGACUCCAAUGACACCAGGUUCAGCCGACCCAGGAAUUGUACCACAGUUGCAAAACAUAGUAUCUACAGUAAAUUUGUGUUGCAAAUUAGAUUUGAAAAAGAUAGCAUUACACGCUCGUAAUGCUGAAUAUAAUCCGAAACGUUUUGCAGCUGUCAUAAUGCGUAUACGCGAACCUCGCACUACAGCAUUGAUAUUUUCAUCCGGGAAAAUGGUGUGUACUGGAGCAAAGAGUGAGGACGACUCUCGUUUAGCAGCACGCAAAUAUGCGCGUAUCAUACAGAAGCUUGGUUUUCCUGCUAAAUUUUUGGAUUUUAAGAUUCAAAAUAUGGUGGGUUCUUGUGAUGUAAAGUUUCCUAUAAGACUAGAAGGCCUGGUAUUAACUCAUUGCAACUUCAGUUCAUAUGAACCGGAAUUAUUUCCAGGUUUGAUUUAUCGUAUGGUCAGACCUCGCAUCGUUCUACUGAUUUUUGUAUCAGGGAAAGUAGUCUUAACUGGUGCAAAAGUUAGACAAGAAAUAUAUGAGGCCUUCGAUAAAAUUUUUCCAAUUUUAAAAAAGUUUAAAAAACAAUCGUAAACUAAUAUAAUGCAAUAGAGAACUACAGCAGCUAAAGUUCGUUAAGAAUAAAUUAGAAAAAUAUUAAUAAUUAAAGCAUUAAUACUUAAAAAUUUUGUAUGUAAAAGACAACCAAAAAUAAAAAAAAAGAAAAAGAACUUUGUGAAAUAAGUCCGGUUUGUCUAAAUUGUCUGUCCUUAAUCGGCUGGUGUACACUGGCCACGGAUUGGAAUUUGAAAAUUCAUGUCCUACUCAUGACGGAAAAGUAUUUGUAAAAUACAAUUUAGAUUUAUUAAUUUAAAAAACGAAAUAUAUACCAAUAUAGCACCAACGAAAAAUGUUAGAAUUUAUACAAAAUCCUCAUUAUGAAUUUUAUAUCUUUAGCUAUGUACUUUUUAUGUUAGGCUACGGAAAAGUUUCGAGUUAUGUAAAACAUAAGCAAAAGAAAAGAAUACUUUGUAUAUUACAAAUCAUUUUGCUCUUUCAUUCUAUUAAAACUGUUUGAUUUACUUUAAAUUAAUGAAUAUUUUUGCACGUUUUUGCUAUGCUCUUUAAAUCCUGUUAAAGGACUUAUAUAAUGAUAACGUUAAAUA
This is a messenger RNA of Teleopsis dalmanni, 1610 nucleotides long. RefSeq names its product TATA-box-binding protein (gene Tbp). Gene Ontology annotation, molecular function: RNA polymerase II general transcription initiation factor activity; DNA binding. The transcript has 4 exons. The record is from RefSeq and is a predicted model, not a curated record. Bases 1 to 1038 code for a protein of 345 amino acids. Gene Ontology annotation, biological process: DNA-templated transcription initiation. Lineage: Eukaryota; Metazoa; Arthropoda; Insecta; Diptera; Diopsidae.